Daldinia loculata is the source of this 1456-nucleotide messenger RNA. RefSeq names its product Mss4-like protein. The record is from RefSeq and is a predicted model, not a curated record. The transcript has 6 exons. Bases 309 to 854 code for a protein of 181 amino acids. Gene Ontology annotation, molecular function: carbon-sulfur lyase activity. NCBI's taxonomy places the organism in Eukaryota, Fungi, Ascomycota, Sordariomycetes, Xylariales, Hypoxylaceae.
UGUCGUAUUUCUCAGAAAUCUAUAGUUAUACGUUUCUAUUUAAAGCUGAUGACUAAUUCGGGAGACACAAAGAUAUGCGGGGAUCGGGAUCCGCUAAAAUUAACUUUCGGGACCGACCUUCCCCAGCUAAGCCUUAAGCUCCGCGUCCUUCUUUCCCUCCGGAAUUAUCGUCCGCCGUUGACUCAACUUCUUCUUGCUAUAUUGACUUAGCUACCUAUUUGUACUUCCGACACAAUAAACCUCAAAGGACCUCAAAGGGCUGUGGCAAGUACUUGAGUUGCAUACUUUAGACGAAAAGGAAAUAAGCCAUGGAUGCCCGCUGUCAAUGCGGUGCCGUCGCGUUUAAAACGCCCCUGCCCAAGCCCCUGGCUCUCUACAUUUGCCACUGUGCCGAAUGUCGCCGACAGACGAGCUCUGCCUUUGGCACCUCCGCCAUAUUCCCCCGUUUUCCUCUACCUCGCGCUGAGCUGAUGUCUUGCUAUACCCGGCCGACACCUUCUGGUCAUACGCUUUAUUGCUAUUUUUGCCGCAACUGCGGGACUAGACUGCUUCACACGACACCGGGCAAGAAUGUUGUCUCCGUCAAAGGAGGAUGUAUAGACGGGCUCGACUGGUCAAGAGCUAUCCACAUAUGGACCAAAUCAGCCAUGAUACCCAUACCCGAGGGCUCCGAAACAUACUCGGAAGAGCCCACGGAGUCCGACUACUGCGCCUCUCGGGAAUCUCUUGACCAACCUCUCGACCCGGCGGGCAUACUCGUGAAUAGCGGGGCGGCCCCAACGGCGGCUGAUAGAGCAGGGAAAGCUGCUCAUAUGGGGCCUGUGAAGGGCGCCUGCGAAUUGAGUGGAUCAUAGAUGAUGUUGAAAGUUUUGAUGAGCGGCGUUGACGCUCGUGCCUGGUGGUUGGCCGAUGGUAGCUGGUGGCGUAGUGAUGGUAAAUUUGAACCGGCAAAGUUAUCCAUGUAAAAGAUACCCUCGUUUCACUCAAGUUCUAUCUUUUAAGGGCUAUUCAAUCCGGCGGAGGUCAGGAGGGGGUUCUCAUACCACUCUUCAUCCGCUGAUUUGCCUAUUUUCGGUGAUCUCCGAGUGUUUGGCCGGAUCGAAUACGUACAUAGGAAACUCAAGGAACACCGUCCUCUUUACGAUAGUAGGGAGCCGUUCAUAGAUCUGUGGCGGAAACGGGAUAAGGAUGCUAGUACGGUUUAAAUACCGCCGAUAGCCUUCCCAAUUCAAACCCUUCUCGUACCGCUUCUUAGCGGCCGGGCGCUCGGACAGCGGCAGCCCCGAGACGAACAUGAGCAGGAUGGUGAGGAAGAAGGGACCCAAGAUUGUGGCGUAAAGCGCAUUGAAUGCUUGUCCGGCGACGGGGCCAUCGGCAGCGGGCGAGACGCAUAUCAUAUAUAUAGCUUUUACCGUCAGUUUAAAUCCUCACUAGUUAAUAUCCAAGCGAAAACUUA